Molecule: messenger RNA, 4866 nt
Organism: Pangasianodon hypophthalmus (striped catfish)
Lineage: Eukaryota; Metazoa; Chordata; Actinopteri; Siluriformes; Pangasiidae
Exons: 16
Coding region: 287-2839 (850 amino acids)
Cellular component (GO): intracellular membrane-bounded organelle; early endosome membrane
Molecular function (GO): phosphatidylinositol binding
Source: RefSeq, a predicted model, not a curated record
GACAGAAACGUGACUUCUGUAGUCAGACAACUAACUAAGUCACCUUGGGUUGUUAACAAAUGGGUUUUAUUCAAGAAUGUCUGUCAUUGUGUGAUUUAUAAUAAUCGCACGCCAUCGUGUGGUCAUUUUCGGAACUGUAGUCACAGCUGCUCUGGGGCGCUCAUGCGGUUUAGACCAGUGUGUUGGUGAAGUAUGUUUCACUUAUCCGGAAGUGUCUGUUCACUGACUGCGCAAAGUCUGAAGUGGAGCAGCUGUGAGAAUUUGAAGAGAAAGAGUGAAGGAGGAGAUGUAUUUUUGGCGUUGUGUGUGUGCUCUCGUUUUAGGCUUGGUUUGGUAUUUUUCUGAGUCCGAAUAUUUUGUGCUCCAGGUGGGUUGCUGUGCGCUAUGUUUCCUUAUGGAUUUUUUAGGAGGAGGUAACAACAAAGUUUGUGAAAGUAGCACCCAAACGGACUGUCCCGCUGAUGAAGCUAUAUCUCAGCAAGAAGGUGAGACUGGCCAUAUAGUUGGCAGUGAUGUGCCAGAUAGCGCAGUCCAGAAUGUACAAAAAGCAUCUCGGCAGUCACAGUACCCAAAUAUCCAGAGGUCACUUCAACACUUGUUUAAGUGUGCCUACACUCACCUGGUCCUGCCAUGGAGCACUCCUCCAGAACUUGGAGACAGUCAGCCCCUACAUACAGCAUUACUCACUGAAUUUAACUCUGUCAUGGAUGAGAUCAUUUGCAAGGCCAAGGACUUGGAUCUCCCAGUUACUGCUCUUGGCUGCAUUCAGAUCUUCACUCGGCACCUUCAGAACACAAAGCAGUCAGAAGGUUCCCCAGCAUUCAGUUCUAAGGCUGAAGAGAUUGCUGUUAUUAGGGAGUUCUGUAAAGCCCUCAUACACACCCUUUUCCCUGAACACCUCUGGGAACCAAAUGUCUACUACUGUGCCCUACAGGAAAUACUGGUUAUGAAAGCACUGGCAUUUGUCACAUUGCUCUCUGACCCAGACAGCUUGAACCAGCUAAUCGUUUCUCAGCUGGACCAGAUGUCUGCAGAAAACCUGAUGGAGGAAGUGCGUGGUACAGACACAGACGUUCCUUCCUCAAAAUGGUGUGAGAGCAGUGAUGUGUGGCAAGGUGAGGCAGAGGAUCAUCCAUUUGAAGAAGGCAAAGCCAAAAAGAAAGGCAAUAAACUGAAAGCGAAGCUUUCUAAGGUUUUAAAUAGUAUAAAACGGAAGAAAGCCAAAUUAAAGCGGAAGGAGAAAGACAUAAUAGAGAAGGCUGUGUCAUUCCGCAGGCCUGCAGUAAUGGAAGGUGAUGGUACAAGCAGCAAUGAGGGCUCCGUCUGUGACAGUGACGACAAUGAUGGGGAAAGUCUUACAGGUUCCCUCCAGAAGGAUAUAAUGGAAUUUAAGCUCUCCUACGAGAUGUGGAGGGUUGGAAAUUGGGCAGUUACUGUCACUAAUGUCCAGAUGGAAAGAAAAGAGUUGUGUUUUACAGUUCACUUGGAGGAAAUCAGCAAUCCUGAGAACCUCCACUGGGAUGUGAAAAAGAACCAGUCAGACAUAAUCCAGUUUUAUAAUCAAUUCAAGGAAACAGGACACCUGUCCUCCUUAUUGGCAAUAGUGGAGAAGCCAAAAACAGAGUGGAAUAAGGAGGAAGCAAGAGAAAUUUUGGAACAGUCCUUAAAAGAUCUGAUGUUGAAUCCAGAGCUUGGUGACUCUGAGCUUGUGUUCGAGUUCCUUGGUCCAAUUGACCGGAUACUGCAUGAAGAAGAGCAUGAUGAUGAAGGGCUGUGGGUUCUUUUGGGGGGGAUUGCAUCCUUCCUCACUCCUGGCCAAGAUGACGAUGAGCUUAGUAACCUCAAAGGGGAUGAGAAGCAACAUGAAGUCAUGUAUGAAUGCAAUGCAUCAGACGCCACUCCUCAACAUGAACUGGAUGCUACACAGCCAGUAUGUACAGACACCUUAGAGAGACAAGACAAAGAAACUGAAGAUGAGUCAUUGGUAGCAGAUGGAGGACACUUGCCCACACCUGAGCAGACUUCCCCCUGUAUGACUGAAGAACAACCCACAGACUACACUGCUCCUCCCUCUGAUCUGCCUGACGGGAUUCCUGUUGGAAUUCAAAGUGUUGGUGUAAAUAUAACACAAUUUGCAGCCAAGAUGAAAUACCCUAAAUUCGAACAUAAUGUUAAACGACACGCUUCAGCCUUCAGUUCAUCUGAACGUGAUGAGGAUAGUUCGAUCCAUUGCACAACUGAUGGUGUUUCUGUCUGCAAUUAUAAUGGCAAGGAGGAAAAUCUCCCUCACAGAAAAUCAUCAGAAACAGGCAAACCUGAAAAGAAGGAGGAAGAAUCUCAUCCUGAAGUUGAGAUAUUGAGUCAGCCAACAGGAGAGAAAAAAAUGUCCAACUCCUGGGAACAACCUGAGGCCAAUAAGGUGAUAUUUGAUUUGCUGAAGGAAAUUUCUGGAAAUUCAUACACCUUUAAAUUAAUGAAGGCUGUUGUAACACCAUUCAGCCCACUGAUAAAUAAGAAAGUGAAUGCGUUUUUGAAAAAGAUGAAUCCUUCAGAAGCUCAGAUUGCCACCUACAUUGAUAGCCUUUGUGAGAACAUAUGGCCUGACGGAGCUGCACCUCAGCCUCCAACUCAAAGCAGUGACAACAAGAAUGAGACCAAGCAGAAAGCAAUGCAGAUCAUGACUUCCAAGUUUGCAGGCUUUGCAAUCAUCAGCAAGACCAAUGUGGAGAGCAUUUUCAAGAUCUUUCAGAAUGCAGAAGAAAACAAGAAGCUGGUUUAUAUGUUGCUGAGAUACCUCCUGAGAGAGUUUUUGCAUACAGAACUUGGAUUUCCAAGCUAAAUGUGAAGCCUACUAUUUAAUAUCAACAGACAGUUUUAAGUCUUGAUUAGAGACCAUGUCCUAUUUUAUAAAAAUUAUUUAUUUCUAUGAGACUUUUUUUUUUUUUUUCCAAAACCACCUACAAGUGAAACAGAAUAUACCUCCUAUUAAGGACUUUGUUCAACGGCCCAGCAGUAUCUCUCUGGCAGCUUUGGGACUAGGACUCGCAACUUUUUGGUUACUUGUUGAAGAAAGCACUCUUUAUUUCUUAAAAUACAUUGCACGUUGUUUAUUCAUCUUCAGUAGCCAUGUUAUCCGGGUCAGUGUCGUAGUGGAUCCAGAGCCUAUGCCUAGAAUACACCCUUGAUGGGAUGCCAGUCCAUUGCAGGGCUCCUUGCAUACACAUAUUCACACACAGGUGGAAUUUAGCUGAGUUAAGCCACCUACAUACAGAACCUGGAAGAAACAUGAAACUCUUCACAGACAGUAACCUGAGCUUGAGAUUGAACUAGGGAUUCUGGAUCUGUGAGGCAUCAAUGUGAACCACUGCAUCACCAUGCCAUCCUAAUUGCACAUUGUGCUUGGCAUAAAAAAAAAUUAUGUAAUAUGUACAGCCAGAAAUAUAAAUAUUUGGACACUGAUAAAGUUGACAAAGUCAUCAUUAAUUAUAAUAGUAAUUAUUUUAGCUGUCUAUUGCAGGAUAUUGGAGUAUAAAUGUACACGAGUUUAAAGUGCAGUCUUUCAGUUUUGAUUUGAGCGCAUUUACAUCCAAAUCUGGGAAACUGUAGGAAUUACAGCGCUUUUUAUGCAUGGUUCCCCCUUCUUAAGGGACCAAAAGUAAUUGGACAGACUAACAUGAUCAUAAAUUAAAUUGCCAUUUUUAAUACCUGGUUGCAAAUCCUUUGCAGUCUAUGAUUUCCUGAAGUUUGGAACCCAUAGACAUCACCAGACACUGAGUUUCUGGUUUCCCUGAUGUGAUGCUCUGCCAAACCUUUACUGCAGUCUUCUGUUUUUUUUUACCUUAAAAAAUCUUGGAGUGGCUUUCGAAGUAUGCUUCGGCUCAUUGCCUAUCUGCAGUUGACCUUUGUCUCAUCUAUCUAUAGGAUGUUGUUCCAGAACUGUACAGGCUUUUUUUUUUUCUUUCUUUUUUUUUUCUUCUCAUCUUAAGGUAAACCCUCUAUCUACUCUGGUGAAGUCUUCUCUUGAUUGUUGACUUUGAAACAGAUACACCUAUCUCCUGGAGAUACGCCGGGAGUUCUUCAUCUGGCCAACUGUUGUGAAGGAAAGAAAUCUUCUGUCAUCGAAAACAGUUCUGUGGUGUUCUGGGCCUUUUGGUGUUCCUGAGUUCACCAGUGCAUUCUUUCUUUUAAAGAAUGUACUAAAUAGUUAAAUUGACCACACCUAAUGUUUUUGCUAUCUCUCUGAUGGGUUUGUUUCGAUUUUUCAGCCUAAUGAUGGCUCGCUUCACUGGCAGUCACAGCUCUUUGGACUACAUAUUGAGAGUUAACAGUAAUUACUUUAACAACUAAAGGUCUGCACUUGGAGCUCAUAUUCAUUAUUUAAUUUCAACUCCAAUAUACUGUGGUAGACAGUGAAAAUAAAAAUAAUUUUGUCAAUGUCCAAAUAUUUAUGUACCUCACUAUAAUACAUUUGUAUUAUACAGUGUGACUUAUGCUUGUCUGACACCUCAGAUGUAAUUAAAGUUUUUUUUAUUUUAUAAAAUGCUUGUGUUUUACAUUUUUAUUGUUUCAAUCAAGUAUGUUUCCAGUCAUAUAUUUUAAAUUCUAAAAUCUACCUUGUCUUGAGCUCAGUAAUGAUCAGUAUAAGCUGUACAAAUGGAAAUGGAGCUCCAAAGCCAUUACUGGGGAUCCUGCCCGUGUCGUGUGUUUGUGUGGGUGCACAUUAGCAGACUGAUGGCAGUGUAAACAUCACUAAAUCAAGAUUAUUCAUGUUCAUUAGAGGAGCUGAGUGUAGGUAUACAGUAUUUUUAGUAUUGUUGAACGAACAAACAAACAAACUCAAGGCACUUUCACCCUAAAAUAACACGA